Phialemonium atrogriseum is the source of this 1610-nucleotide messenger RNA. RefSeq names its product FtsJ-like methyltransferase. The coding region runs from base 129 to 1232 and encodes 367 amino acids. Gene Ontology annotation, biological process: RNA methylation. Gene Ontology annotation, molecular function: rRNA (uridine-2'-O-ribose)-methyltransferase activity. Gene Ontology annotation, cellular component: mitochondrion. The record is from RefSeq and is a predicted model, not a curated record. The transcript has 6 exons. NCBI's taxonomy places the organism in Eukaryota, Fungi, Ascomycota, Sordariomycetes, Cephalothecales, Cephalothecaceae.
CAAGAGAGUUAUGCAUCAAUGGGAGCUGCCUCAACGCAAGCGAUUUGACAUUGCCCUUUUCAACCGACAAGCGUUUAACAGGACGUUUAGGCAGUUGAGAACCCGCAUGCCCUUGACCCGACCCCCUCAUGUUAGCAGCAUGUAGCAAGACGCCAUGCCGCCGCGCAUUCAGUAGAGGUCGCACCCCUGCCACCACCACCCUAACAGCCCAGGCCGGCGUCCGGCUUUCCUCUCCGCGGCCGCCGCCCGCUCCUCCGGCAGGGGACCGGCAGGCGCGGCUCUCUUCAUCGAACUCGCGGUGGAAGCAGCGCCAGGGCAGCGAUGUGUUUGCGCGAGAGGCCAAGGUCCAGGGCCUCAAGAGCCGGGCCGCUUUCAAGUUGCUCGAGAUGGACGCCAAGUUCAAGCUUUUCAAGAAGGGUGACGUUGUCGUCGACCUCGGAUACGCCCCGGGCUCCUGGUCCCAGGUAGCGCUCGAGCGCGCCGGACGGCUCGGCCGCGUCGUCGGGAUCGACAUCAUCCCGGCGCAGCCGCCGAAGGGGGUGUCGACGAUCCAGGGCAACUUCCUCUCGCCCGGCGUCCAGGCCAUGGUGAAGCGGUUCCUCACCGACGACCAGCGGCGCCGGGAUCUGGCGCCGGGAUCUGCUGCCCAGGCUGCUGCUGGGAAGGCCAGUAGCGGCCGCGCGCCCGCAAUCGUCGAUGAUGAUGAUGACGGGGAGGCUGGCGGGCUGAGCAGUGACGAGGUGGUCGAUCGGCCGAGCUAUAUCGAUGCGGAGAGGGCGGUUGCCCGGGGGUCGCCGCUUGCUGGGAAGGACCCUGCUGCGGAUGCGGCGGAGGGAAAGCAGGCGAAGCAAGAGAAGUUGGUGGAUGUGGUUCUUAGCGACAUGUCAGCACCCUGGCCCCAAACCUAUGGAUUCUCUGUCAACAGCUUGAGUAACCCGUAUCUCAGGAUGAUGAACACGAGCGGCAAUAACUUCAGGGACCACGUCGGUAGCAUGGACCUCUGCAUGGCUGCCCUAACCUUCGCCAGCGACACCCUCAAACCGGGCGGUCGUUUCGUAUGCAAGUUCUACCAGGGCGCCGACGACAAGGCGUUCGAGGCCAAGUUGAAGAAGAUGUUCAGGAAAGUACAUCGGGAGAAACCCGAAUCCUCGCGCAGCGAAUCGAAGGAGUCGUAUUUCGUCGCGCUGAACAGGAAGCCCAGCGUGACGCUUGGGGAUGCCGAGGGCGCGUAGAACCCUUGAGGCUGUUAGGGGCUGAAUGCUUUCUCGGUGGUGUGGUCGGCGGGUGAGAAGCUGGAACGGCCAUGAGAGCCAGUCAGGACUGGCGAGCCUCUUUUGUACAAUUAGAUGUCACGACGAUAUUCAUCCCGCCUUGCCCUGUUGAGAAAAACUGUGCUUGGGGAGUAAUCAGCAGAGACAGCUCAGAUGUCUUCCUCAUUCUGCGUUGACAGAGCUUGACGGAUACCCUGAAGACUUGGAAACUUUGCUUGUAGCCUGAAGCUGGUGCUCAACACUCCUGCGGGAAGCGACGAAGUGUGUCUGAUCUGGGUGAAAACACGGUAUCGGGAGAAGUCAGGCGAAAAUGUAUUCAUCAAAAUAAACCAUGUUUAC